AAAUGAAAGAUCCUUUCACUGAGUCAUCAAUGUCAGGCUUCUGAGAAAUAAAUCACAACGGUUAAAUACAAGCUUAGCAUCCAAGCUUCUCCCAUUUCCUCUGCUUCUGUAACUUUCAGUGACCCAAAUCAAUCAAAGAAAGAUUACAAAUUCAACAAUUCAACAACAAUACCCUUAAACCCUUAAUUCAAGAAAAUAAUCACGUUGAUGUUGAACACUAAAGAGAGUAUGGAGUUCAAGGCUUCCUCCUGAUCUCCUCCCAAUUGUAUACUCUCUCUCUGUGUAUGUGUGUGUGCAGGGUUUAGGUUAUUGGGUGUAUCAAUAGUGUGAUUGAAGAUUGAAGAAAUGAAGAUCCAGUGCGACGUGUGCGGCAAGGGUGAGGCGACGGUGUUUUGCGUCGCCGACGAGGCGGCUCUGUGUGAUACCUGCGAACACCGUGUCCACCACGCGAACAAGUUGGCUUCUAAGCACCAGCGGUUCUCCCUUCUUCAUCCUUCGUCUAAGGAGUACCCACUUUGUGAUAUCUGCCAAGAGAAACGAGCGUUCCUGUUCUGUCAGCAAGACAGGGCGAUUCUGUGCAGAGACUGUGAUCUGCCUAUACACAAUGCCAACGGGCAUACCCAGAAGCAUAAUAGAUUUCUACUCAGUGGAAUCAAGUUUUCUGCCACUCCUGCUUUCUUUACAUCUUCCACUACUUCUGAGACAAAUGGUUGUGAUUAUGUUCCUGAUCCAAAGUCUCAACGUUCCUCUGUUCCAAAUCCACCAUCAAGGGCUAAGACUUCAAACUCAAUUACUUCAACAACAGCGGCAACAACAACUACAAAAAAGGGUGGGGAUAGUCUGGUUGUGAGCGAAAACAAUGGUUCAACAAGCAGCAUCUCAGAGUAUUUAGAGAUGCUGCCCGGUUGGCACGUUGAGGACUUUCUGGACUCUUCCUACACUCCAUUUGGUUUCUGGAAGGGGGAUAAUGGGAUGUUGCCGUCUAUGGAUGGUGAUCUUGAGAGCAAUAUUGGGUCGUUCACAUCGGAAAAUUUGGGAUUCUGGGUGCCUCAAACGCCUGCUCCUCUAUGUUCCUAUCCUUCACAAAUGGGAGGACAAAUAGUAUUCAAGGAGACAAAGGAGACUACAAGUAUGAAGAGUAACAGGAAAUGGACAGAUGUUGGUUUUAUAGUUCCUCAGAUUACUCCUCCAUCCGCUGGCUUCAAGAGGUCUAGACCUUUAUGGUAAGAUCAACUCACAAACAUCUUGACAUCCAAGAAGAAAGUUCAUGCUCUUGUUUUCUUUGUUAUCUGGUUUGGUUUGUUUUGUUUUGGCUUGGCUGGUUUUGUCAUCUUUAGUUUACCACUAGUACUCCUUCUCCAGUCCAACGGCUUGUGUGGUUUUUGCUUCCAUGGAUUUGUACUUGCAUUUGGCAAGUUUCUUUUGUACAGAAGCCUCUAAUCCAACUAGAACUUCUGAUACUCUU
Molecule: messenger RNA, 1465 nt
Organism: Tripterygium wilfordii
Lineage: Eukaryota; Viridiplantae; Streptophyta; Magnoliopsida; Celastrales; Celastraceae
Product: B-box zinc finger protein 21-like
Exons: 3
Coding region: 346-1227 (293 amino acids)
Biological process (GO): regulation of DNA-templated transcription; photomorphogenesis
Cellular component (GO): nucleus
Molecular function (GO): zinc ion binding
Source: RefSeq, a predicted model, not a curated record